Messenger RNA from Amaranthus tricolor (Joseph's coat), 1819 nucleotides. RefSeq names its product protein DEHYDRATION-INDUCED 19 homolog 3-like. Bases 293 to 871 code for a protein of 192 amino acids. NCBI's taxonomy places the organism in Eukaryota, Viridiplantae, Streptophyta, Magnoliopsida, Caryophyllales, Amaranthaceae. The record is from RefSeq and is a predicted model, not a curated record. The transcript is spliced from 4 exons.
UACUAGCUAGUAGUACUAAACUACUAAUAGCCUAGUGAAUUCUCAUCUCAUGAUCUUCCUUGUCCCCAUUGCCAAUUCCCAUUUCCCAAUUCCCAAAUCCCAAUUUCCAAGUCUCAACCUCCAUCUUUCUCCACUUCCAAUUCUCUCUCCUCUCUACUUUCUGACUCCAUCUCUCUGCUUCUCACUCCCAAUUUACUAAUCUCCAUCAUAAACAAUCCUUCAACUUUCUCGUGCCAAACCCUGAUUGCUUUUCCAUCCUUUCUUUUCACCGAUUCAUCUUUCGAUUUCAAUCAUGGAUGAUGAUUCUUGGAAUACUCCCUCUUCUUCUGUGUCUAAACGUUGUCAAUCUGCUUUUCAAACUCGUUCAGAUGUUUUUAUGGCCUUUGAAGAUGUUGAUGUUGAUGAUGAUAUACUGGAGGAGUUUCCUUGCCCGUUUUGUAAUUACCAUUGCGACAUCAUUGGGUUGUGUUGCCACAUUGAUGAUGUACACCCCGAUGAACUUAGAAAUGGGAGCAAGAGUAAAUCUCAUAAAAAUGGAGCUCAUUCAACACGUACGUUCCUAAGAAAAGAACUGCAGGAAAGGAACUUACAGUCCUUAUUGGGGGGCUCUUCCCGUAUAGUGUCAUCUUCUAAUGCUGCAGCUGAUCCGUUGCUAUCUUCUUUUAUGUUGCCUAUGGCUGAUGACAUCGUGAUUGCUGAGUCUCAAUCAUUAGCUGGUAUAAGUUCAAUAAACAAAGGCAAAGAGGACACAGCACUAAAAAGGCAAGUGAAACCAUCGCCGUUGUCGUCCAAAGAUCAGGAGGAGAGGGCUAGGAGGUCUCACUUUGUCCAUGAGUUGCUGUUAUCCUCCUUUUUCGAUGACAAGUUAUGAAGGCUGCCAUGGGUUGUCAAUUUAAGGAAAGGGACAGUGUGGAAGCAGUUCUGUGUGGAAACAGUUUGUAUUUAGUAGUAGCAAAUAUAUCCAUGAAUGGAAUAAUUUGUAGGAAUAAAUGCAAUUUAUUAUUUAUUAUGAGUGUGAAAUUUAGCUUUAGGCUCAAACAAAUGUAACCUUAACUUAAAUACUCCUUAUCUUCUUUUAUUGAGCAUGAGGAAUGAAAAUAAGGGAACUUGCAUAUGCUCUCCCCUGCCCCCUUAAUAAUACUCCCUCGCCCCUCCGUAAUUUUUAUAUUUGGGUUAUUUUGUGACACAUUCAUAAAGUGAAAAAAAAAAAUCGGGGCAAAUAUACAAGGAUUUCGCUCUUAUUUUUCUAGUUCAUUGAGUUGAUCAUCAUCAUACCUAGUAUAUUCCGCUCAUAGGAACUAUGGUUAGGGUUUGGAGAAGGAAGAAAAACGGCAACUCAUACCCAUAAAGAAGAGUGCGGUUAAAAAGUCCCUCAGCAACUCAUUAAGUUGAUAUAUAUUUUUUUUGGAAGAAAUAGAGUUGAUAUUUUAGUACUUUCUUUUUUUAAACAUGCAACAUGAGUGAAACAUUUUGUGAGAGAAAUUGAUAAGUAUCUCAGUCUACAUUUUAAUGAAGGCAUUGAAAUGCAUCCCUAGGUGGCUUUGAGAAGACUAGACUUUGCCUGAUUAGGAUUUUUAAGGGCAUUUGGAUGAAAGAAUUGCCUAAUUUUCUCAAAUUUGCAUCUUUAGAGUAAGAAUCAAAGAGUCUUGUCAAACUUAGAUCUCUUUUGAGGGUUUUCUCAUUCAUUAAUUUUAAAUCCUCGAGAAAAGUAAAGCAACUAAAUAAAUAAUGAAAUAUAUUUUAAUAACUAAAAAAAAAUAAAUUAAAUGGAAUACUACUACAACUUGCUCAAAAUACCCAACCAUUACUCAAAUAAACA